Molecule: messenger RNA, 4282 nt
Organism: Anoplopoma fimbria (sablefish)
Lineage: Eukaryota; Metazoa; Chordata; Actinopteri; Perciformes; Anoplopomatidae
Gene: lsm14ab
Product: LSM14A mRNA processing body assembly factor b
Exons: 10
Coding region: 707-2074 (455 amino acids)
Biological process (GO): cytoplasmic stress granule assembly; P-body assembly
Cellular component (GO): P-body
Molecular function (GO): mRNA binding
Source: RefSeq, a predicted model, not a curated record
CGCAUGCGUGUUACUAGGCAUUGUGGGAAUGACUGUGACGUCAUUAGACAUCCUCGCUGUGUUUUUCCUCGAAGUCUCGUUUGUUGAACUACUAACACUCGUUACAUGUGGCUCCCGUGGGACACUCUCUACGCGUCUCCGUAGUUACAGGGUUUAUUAAAUACGCUGUGUCGAUAUACAUGUAUGCGUUUUACACAUAAAAAUGUGUUAUCUGGCAGAUAUGGGGGGCAGGGUGGCGAGAGGCCGUCCUGUGUAAUAUCGCGAUAUUACAGAAUGGCUGGAUCUCACACCUUCGUCAAGCACCCUUUAAUUAAUAGCCUAUUUCUCCCCGCUCAUAAAUAAUCAUAAACGUAACCAAAACGGCUCAUACGGUUUUGAUAUCUCUGAGCUCCCCCCCCUCCGUGUUUCUCCUCACAUCGCUCCUUAACAAUUAUAAGAAGGGCAGCAGCGGGAGGAAGAGGAGGUGACUUAACAGGAAUGAGACGCAGCCUUUUCUUUUUUUCCCGACAUGCUUAGCGGCGGGCGAAGGGAAGCGUCCUCGGCCAUGUCGUGGUAGAAGACAGCGCUGCAGAGAGACGGACCGCGGCUUCAACACAGACCCGUGUUAUGUGGACUUAACCCCGCGGCUCUGACUCAAACACCGGCCCGCUCGUCUGACAGCCACUGACCCGCGUUUAGGCGUCCUCGCCCCCCCACGCAGAGCGACAUGAGCGGCGGAGGGACGCCGUACAUCGGCAGCAAGAUCAGCCUGAUCUCCAAGGCCGAGAUCCGCUACGAGGGCAUCCUGUACACCAUCGACACCGAGAACUCCACCGUGGCUCUGGCCAAAGUUCGCUCUUUUGGAACUGAAGACCGCCCCACUGAUAGGCCUGUUCCACCUCGGGAGGAAGUCUUUGAGUAUAUCAUCUUCAGAGGGAGCGAUAUCAAAGACCUUACAGUAUGUGAGCCACCCAAAGCCUCCCUGCCUCAGGACCCUGCUAUAGUUCAAUCGUCACUUGGAUCCUCCAAUGUGGCAGCAGGACCGUCAUUCCAGUCGGCCGGGUCCUAUGCCGCUCUCAGCAAGGCCCCUGUUCCACCAUACAGCCAGUUUGGUGUCACACCCCUUGCAGCUCAGCAGUUUGGUUCUGCUGGAGCCGGAGGGCGCAUCAGUCCCCAGCUGGACUCUUUAACAAAACGUCCCACCCUGGAGCAGGCGGUGAAGGCCCCACCGUCAGCUGCCCCGGCGCCACCCGCACCCGUGGGACAGAGGAGUCAGAUGGGGGCGGCAGCUCCCAGACCCAUCCACACCACCAUUGGCAGCCAGAAGCCCCCCGACCUCCUGGAGCAGAGAAAGGCUCCCGAGGUCCAGAAGGUGUCACAGCCGGAUCAUGAACAUGGCUAUCUUGAAAACCGAGAUCCCAACAAGCGUCACCUACUUGCUGGUGCUCAGCCCCCACGCCGUGGCCGCGGACGGGGACACCGCAGCAGAGGCAAAGUCAACGUGCGCAGGGACGGCGCCAUGACGUUCGAAGAAGACUUUGACUUUGAGACGGCCAACGCCCAGUUCAACAAAGAUGAGAUCGACAAAGAGCUCCAGAACAAGCUCAAACUGAAAGAUGACAAGAUUGAGAAGCCACAGAAUGGAGAAGAGCCUGCAGAGUCUGAACAUCCAGCCAACGAGGGGACCACCACCACCACCACAACCACCAGCAGCACCACCAACGAGGAGGAGGAGGCUGUGAUAAACACCUACUAUGACAAGACCAAGUCCUUCUUUGACAACCUGUCCGCUGAUGACUUAAGUAAAGGGGGUGACAGAGGUUUUUCAAGGGAGCGAAGGACAACCUGGGCAGAAGAGAGACGGAUGAAUUCCGAGACAUUUGGCAUCCCCCUGAGGCACAAUCGAGGAAGAGGAGGGUUCCGCGGCCGGGGCUACAUGGGGCCCCGCGGAGGCAGAGGGCGCCCGCUGAGCAGAGGCUCCUUCGCGCCACCCCGAGGUCCUCCUCCUGGUUUCAGAGGAGGAUUCAGAGGCGGCAGAGGAGGCCGGGAUUUCUCUGAUUUUGAAUAUAGGAAGGACAACAAGGUGGCUGCAUAGUAACGCAGCGACGGCGCCUCAAAGAAUCGUAGCCCCUCAUCAUGAAAUGAUUCCUGUUGAAGAAAUUCUUCGGUCUCUACAUUUGACAGACAGAAUGAAGACAUCCUCUCAGUCACCAGCAGCGGGGCUGACUGCUUUACAUCAGGGGGGAGAGGGGGGGGUGAGAGUGCAGCUCCCUUUUCUCCACUUCUGAGAAUUAGGCUUUUUUUUUUUAUUUGUUGUUGAUUUUUUGUUUUGUUGUUGUAUUUCUUUUGGCCCAGACAUUUAGUUUGAUAAACAGCCACCAGAUGGACGAGAACAUGUGUAAUUACUGUACUUUAGAGCAAGUCUGUACUUUUGCAUCGAUCCAGUUCAUUUCUUACUAAAGUUGUCUUUGAUAUUGAAAACGCUGAAUGCAGAAAGGCCCAACGAUACUGUGAGUGGAUCAGGUCAUGAUGUGAUCGAUAGCUUUAUUUUCUUUUGGUUUCUUUUCUUUUUAAUCUCACCGAUGUGAGUCGGCACCCAAAUUCAGCACAUUGCCGGUUGCACCACAUUUGUCUCUGCUCAGACUUACUCAGCCUGGUCGCCACUCGUUCAGUAUUUUACCCAGAACGCAGGAAACUUUUUUGUUCUGGUCGUCCAUUCAUUCUCAAUGAAGUCGUGAGAUCGAAGCCAGCUUAAAGGAACAGAAUCCGACCUGAAUAUUGGAAUGAAUGAAUGAAUGUAUAUCUAGCUCAUCUUUAACCAGCCUCCCCCCCCAAAUUUUGGCUCGCCAGACAGACUCACUUGUAGUUUUUAGAAAAGGUUCAUUCAGUAUUUAGAAUUGCGUAGAUCAUACUUUGACAUAUUGUCGCUUCUGCUGAAUUAUGUUUCUGCUUUCCGUUUGUGGCUGGAACUUAACGCCUGUUUAAUAGUUGCAGCCAGUUGAAGGCGACCAAUAGGAGCCGGCCAUUUUGGUUACUAUUUGGGGUUCACAGCAUUAGCUUUAGAAUAAUGUUUUUUGUUGACUGUAGAUUUCUUGACGGCGUCUGUUCUCUUUUUUUUAUAUAGUUGACUAAAUAAACAGCAUUCCCAUGAUUCGUGUCCGUAACUAUUAUUGCCUUUAGAAGUUCUUAGGAAAGGAAAGCCUUCAGUGUAUUCAGUUUAAACCUGCAGCCAGAAAGACUUUGAAAAAGUUCAAUUUGGAUAAUAAAAAAUGAAAGAAGAACUGCUCCGCUAUUUUGCCAAAAAGAAUAUGUAAGCAUUUGGUCAAGAUAAAAUAAUUGUCAGCCUAUACAUACCUGUUUAAUCUGCCUUCCUGUGUCCAAAACAUACUGAGCCACCUGUUGAGGCAUGUUUUUGUUUUUCCCGUUCUCAGCAUAAGGGUUGGGCAAUUGGACGAAAUUGUCAUUUUAUUUUGAUAAUUGAAUGGCAAGCAUCCGCAACGAGGGUUGCUCAGCGGGCAGAGAGAAUGACCACACACACACACACACACACACACACACACACACACACACACACCUGAGCUGAUAACUGACAGUGGCCAGUUGGAUUAUUUCGAACAUGUCACCCAACCCUAAUCAGCAUCCUUUUUAAUUGUGUUACAUUUGCGUCUUCUGCAUCGUUUUUUUUCACUGCAAAACUGUGCUUGCAGUGUUGUUUACUGAAAAUGGGAAAAUCUUGUUUGUAGCUCCUCUUGUUGCAUUGUUGUCAAUGGAAUUUUUCUCUGGAGUGUUUUGUUUUUUUUUCUUCUCUUUAUACAGAGUUGUGAACAAAGGGACAUGACCCGGAUGUGGUGCCAGUGUGAUGAUUUUGGCUCAGAUUUGUUUUGUACUUUAGGGAGUGCCUUCAGAGUUAUCAUUUUUUUUUUUUUUUUUUUUUUUUUUUUAAAACAGCUCUCCCUUUAACUUAAAAGUCGACAAAAGUUUUGAUAGCACUACGAGGCGAGGCUGGAUUUUUCUAGGUAGCUGCGGCUGUUUAGAACAAAGCAGCCGGGUAAAAACUGUGCUGUUGAGCUGGAUAAUGCACAGGUUGCUGAUCACUGCAUGAUAAGCCGUAGAAAUCAUACCUUCACAUGGGCUUUUUCGCAAUAACUAGCGAGAUUGAAUUUGAGACAAAACAAAUGAAUGCUGGAUUAUUACAAACUGACAUGUUUUUCAUAUGUUUGUUACUCCUUCCAGUCACUGGAAUUGUUUUCAUGAGAACUGCAGCAAAAUUGAGUUUUUACGUAAAAUAAAGAGUUGUACAAUA